Messenger RNA from Dendronephthya gigantea, 5805 nucleotides. Its product is annotated as protein mono-ADP-ribosyltransferase PARP14-like. Gene Ontology annotation, biological process: negative regulation of gene expression. Bases 1 to 5805 code for a protein of 1934 amino acids. Gene Ontology annotation, molecular function: RNA binding; NAD+ poly-ADP-ribosyltransferase activity; transcription corepressor activity. NCBI's taxonomy places the organism in Eukaryota, Metazoa, Cnidaria, Anthozoa, Malacalcyonacea, Nephtheidae. The transcript is spliced from 13 exons. Gene Ontology annotation, cellular component: nucleus; cytoplasm. The record is from RefSeq and is a predicted model, not a curated record.
AUGGUUAUCAUUAUAGAUUUGGACCGUGUUUUGAAAAAGGAACACGAAAUUAGAGGAAAUAAAUUGGAAAUAUCUGAUACGCCAUUUAAAGCCCGACCAGUUCCAAAGAAAAGAAGAAGACCACUAGAGGCAAAAGCAAAAGAGAAUGUUAAGCCUAGCGAAGAAAAAAAUAAGGAAACUCGGGCAGUUUUUGUCAGUGGCUUUUCCAUUGACACGGAUGACGAAACAUUGGAAAUGUUCUUUGAGAGUCCUAAACGAUCUGGUGGAGGAGAUAUAGAAAAAUUUGAAAGAUGUCAACCCGAUGUUGCUCUGAUUACUUUUAAGAGUGAUGAAGUGGCGAAGCGAGUUUUGAAGAAAGGAAACCUGGAACUCUCCGGUUAUCAUUUGCAACUCAGAGAAAAGAAAAUGGAAUUGACUCCUCCACUGGAAAAGAAUGUUAAGCCUAGCGAAGAAAAAAUUAAAGAAACUCGGGCAGUUUUUGUCAGUGGCUUUUCCAUUGACACGGAUGACGAAACAUUGGAAAUGUUCUUUGAGAGUCCUAAACGAUCUGGUGGAGGCGAUAUAGAGAAAUUUGAAAGAUGUCAACUCGAUGUUGCUCUGAUUACUUUUAAGAGUGAUGAAGUGGCGAAGCGAGUUUUGGAGAAAGGAAACCUGGAACUCUCCGGUUAUCGUUUGCAACUCAGAGAAAAAAAAAUGGAAUUGAGUCCUCCACUGGAAAAGAAAACACAGCAUGGGGACGAGGAAGCUUAUCUUGGUGAAGUUCGAACCGUAAUUGUCAGUGGUUUUUCCUCGGAAACAACAGACGACGUAUUAGAAAUGUUUUUUGAAAGCCACAAACGGUCUGUGGCAUCGCAGGUCUUGCUGCAAAAGGAAAAGAUGGAGCUUGAAGGGUAUCGUUUGCAAGUUAAGGAAAAGCAACCGGAGUUGUUUCUUCCACUAGACAGAAAAAAAAUAUAUGUGGAAAACCUAGACCCAAAAACGACCGAAGACGGAUUGCUCAAUUAUAUAGAAUUACGAGCAAAAACAGAGGCGUGUGCCGUAGAAUUUGGUGAUCACAGAAAUGCUGUAGUGAGUUUCAAUGACGUUCCAGAUAUAAACAACGUCUUACAAAAUAACAAGAAGCUAGAAGGAGCUGUUUUGAAAUUUUCCAAUCCUCCUGUUUGUAACAGCGUUCUUGUAACUGGACUAACCAAGAAGACCACGAAACAGACAAUCGAGAUGUUCUUUGAGAACGAGAAAAAUGGGGGGGUUGUCCAGAAUUUACGUUCCAGAAAACAUAAAUUGAAUAGCUCAUCAUUAACGUUGAGCGAAUACUACCCAUUUAUGCAAACCGUAAAAGAAACAACUACAAAAAUGGUAAAUCGGAAUUCUGAUGUGAUGGAUCAUGUCAUUAGGAAUUGUGAGGAGGAAUUCCGUGGUCUCUUCGGGGAAGAAAUACUAGAAAUCUUUAAAAAAAGCGAGGAAGAGAUUGAGUUGCCAACAGAAAUUGCCGAUACAAUUGAAAAGUACAUCGUACAGUUCGCAGUAAGUGAUGUACCACUCUGCGCGAAAUUACUAGAAAAUUCAAGGGAAGAAUUGGGGAACAUGAUAACAACCGUGCAAAAAAAUAAUGUAACUAUCACACUGGAAGAAGAGAAGCUCCAAAUAAAGCUUACAGGAAAGAAAGAAGAGGUAAAUGAGAUCUAUGAGCAGCUGAAAUACAACAUCAUCGAAAUGGAGGAGAAGUUAGAUGUUGCAACCGACCAUAUCGUCAUGCAUGGAAAUAAACUUGAAUUGCUUCUACUUCAUGAUGUCGAGAAUAUACUAGAGAAUGAUUUCCAGACUGACGUGAAAAUUGAACCACGGAAGGGGACUGUUACGUUUAAGGGGAAACCGAAACAAAUUUCCCAAGCUAAACAAGAAAUAUACAAGAUAGCCACGCUGAUAGAAGAAGAUAAUUUUCGUCUCAACGAGAUACAGGGGCAUUUUCUCCAAUCUGGUGGACUUGAUAUGAUAAAUAGAGGAAUGAAAGGAAUUGGUUUGAAAGGAAUGGUUUCACUGGAUUCGAAAACGAGCAAAGCUAAGAUACUUGUUUUUGAUAAUGUUAAUAUUGAAAGCAUUUACUCGUAUUUGAGAAGCAAUAUGUACCAAAAGCAGUACUCGCUCGACGAAGACAGCAUCACCCUUCUCAGAAGUAACAAAUGGAAAGAAUUUCAUGGGACCGCAACAACAAAUACGCCCGUUAAAAUAUACACAGAAACGAGUUCAAAUGAAAUUUCGCUGAUCGGCAGGAAACCAGAGGUGGAGGAAUCGUAUGAAAAGGUUGAAGAAUUUAUGAAGCGAAAUACUAUCAUAAAAUAUGGUAUUGAGCUCACUAAUGGACAUGCAGGAUAUUUGGCAGAGUAUUGUUCCGAGGAUAUUGAAGAGAUCGAGAAAAAAUUAGAAGAACAAUCGGUAAGAAUACAAUUCGUCGAGGACGAAGCAACAAUAAGUCUAGCCGGUACGAAAGAGGGCGUUGAAAAAGCAAAGAAUCAAUUGAAUACCAUUUUAUCAGGAAUAGCUAACGGAACGAUGGUUAUUGAUAAACCACGCAUGCAGGAAUUCCUUGAAUCCGAAGAAGGCAAACUGUUCAUUGGUGGAAUUGAAUAUAAACAUAAAUGCUUUAUCUUUCAAACCAAGAGUGGUGGUGGUCAAUCAACUGUGAUUCCGUCAACCAGACCCAAACCCGCUUUCGAAUUGCUCUGCAGUUAUGAAACACGAGAGAAGGUCGUAAUGAAAGUGUACAAAGGGGAUCUUACUAUACAUCGCUGUGAUGUCAUCGUAAAUGCUGCUAAUGGUGAUUUGAACCAUGCCGGUGGAUUGGCCGGAAGUCUAUUGGUUGCUGGGGGAAAUGAGAUCCAAGAAGAAUGUGAUGCUUAUGUGAAGGCAGAAGGUAGGUUAUAUGAUGGUGAAUGCUUUAAUGGAAGUCCUGGGAAGUUGCCUUGCAAGCGUCUUAUUCAUGCGGUUGCUCACCGGUGGGAUUCAAGCAAACAAGACAAAGUAUGUAAAACGCUAAGAGUUACCUGCAUCAGGGUCUUGGAAGAAGCUAAGGCCUACCGAUCAAUCGCUCUUCCUGCGUUAGGAAGUGGUAUUUAUGGUAUCCCGAAAGAUGUUUGCGCUGACAUAAUGAUCGAUGCCGCUGAAGAGUACAGCAAAACGUGCGACAAUUGCCUUCUGAAGGAGAUUCACUUUGUCAACAAUGACGACGAAAGCGGUCAAGCUUUUGUUAAAAAAUUCCAAGCAAAAUUUGGCGGUCGGACUUUGUUCAAGAAAGACCAAAAGAUGGGUGGAAGCAGAUUUUGUCCGGCAGAAUCCAUAUUUCAGAAUGAGGAAAGUGAUCGGGAAGAAUCAGAGGUUUUAGCUGAAGCUUUGCCGAGACAAAGGGCUGAUAAUUUCAUGAUUAAGGGAAACAUGAAGAUUUUGGUUGCAGUAGGAGAUUUGUCCACGUACAAGGCUGACGUACUAGUCAACACAACAGGGGAAAGUCUCAACCUUGAUUCCAACCCGUGUAGCAAGGCACUUAGUAAUGAGGCGGGUCCGAUACUACAAACUGAAUGUAGCAAGAUAGGCAAAUUGCAGCCCGGUGAGGUGGCUGUUACCAAGGGAGGGAAUUUGCUUUGUGACGACGUGUACCACGUUGUGUGCGUGCAGUGGAGUGAGGGACAAGGAGAGCAGGUACUGCGUACAAUCAUUAAGAAUUGCUUGCAAAAGUGCCACUCGAGUGGAAAGACCUCGAUUGCAUUCCCAGCUAUUGGUACAGGAAUACUUGGCUUUCCGCACGACGUAGCCGCGAAGAUUUUCUUUGGAGAAACCAAGGAAUUCGGACAGCGAGUUUCAAACUGCAGUAUUAAAGAAGUGAGCUUUGUCGUGUACUCCCAAGAUGCUAAGUCGAUCGAAGCAUUUACGAGUGCUUUGAAGAAGCAGUCAGAGUGGGACAGCAGUGGACCAGCUGCUCCUUCCCCUGUUACUGUAGGGCGUAAAAAAGGGAAGAAGAAACGAAAUGCUAAAUCAACGGUCAAAAAGAACGAUUCACCAUCAUCUUCGAUGACGAACCCAAGCGAAGGUGAAAAUAGUGUGUUGUAUAUGCAAGUUGGUGACGAUAAAGAAAUUGCGAUUGUGAAAGGAGAUAUAACCAAGGAAAAAACAGAUGUUGUCGCUCACCUGACUAAUCCAAGUUUGAUUAUGAAAAGUGGCGUCGCGAUGGUUUUAGCUCGAGCAGGAGGUAAAGAAAUAGAACGGCAAUGCAAAGAAAAGAUUGAUUCUGGUAAACCAUCGGCUGGGACAACAGUUUUUACCACAGCUGGGCAAUUGGAUGUCAAGUAUGUUGCUCACAUGGUCGCUCCGGCCAGUCCUACUUCCAGCGAUAUUGAGAAGUCCAUAAGCAGUUGCUUAAAAGAAUCAUCGGAAAAAGAAUGUGAAAGUAUUUCAUUUCCCGCCGUUGGAACUGGCUCCUUACAACAGGACCCCGAAAAAGCUGCUAAAACAAUUUUUUCAUCCAUAGCACGGUUUCUCAAAUCAAGCUCUGGUCCACUCAAAGUUGUUCGUAUUGUUUUAAAAGAUGACAAUCUUGUGACGGCCUUUUUAGCGUCCGUGAAGAAGUUUAAUGAAGAUGAAGAACCAGGAAUGUUGAAAAGACUGGCGAAUUUUUUCUGGAAAUCGGACCCAUCAACCGUAAACGUGAAAGAAAAGCCAACUGUUGUUGCAGUAAGACUUUUGCUAGAAAUCUACGCGAAAGACGAGCCUACUGUUCAACUUGUAAAAGGAAGAAUUUUAAAGGUCAUGGAUUCUCAAAAAAAGAAAGAAAAAAUAGAAGACGACAACAUAGAGAAAUUAUCUGAACAGCAAAUUUCUGAAAUACAGGAUUUGUGUGAUAUACACGAUGUUAAAGUUACGAUCGAGAAAAUACUAAACCGUAUUGUUCUGGUUGGGCACAGUGAUGACGUUUCGAAAAUAUAUGUCGAAAUUCACCGAAUUUUUACUCGCAUUCGUGAUGCAGAAAAAGAAAAAGAGAAGGCUGCUCUGCAAGAGGACUUUGCUGAGAUGGUUUCUCAAGGAGUUCAGUGGUUCUCCGUAGAUCCGACAAGUGGUGAUCACGAGGAAUAUGAUAAGCAUACAAAUGCAGUUAUCGAAAAGGCGUAUAGUAGAGAGGAAAAAUCGGUAAUUUUUCUCGUAAAUGAUGAAAAAUUCGAAAUUGUUUUUGAUCAGAUGCAAGAGACUAAUCUGGUUGAAAAUGAAACAAAAAAAGUUAUCAGGAAAGACCUAAAAGCUGAAGUAACUGUCCCUGAGUAUUGGGAAGCUCAACCCCGCGAUGCAAAUGGAAAAGAAACUGGAGUUCAUCUGGUUUGCCUUGACCCCAACAAUCCAAGCCACAAAGAUGAGUACAAAAAGAUUAGCGAUCUUUUCAAUAAAACUGCAUCUAGUCACACAAUCGUGCAAAUUGAGAGAAUACAGAAUCCAUCAUUGUACAAGCUAUACUUCAUAAAGAAGCGAGGCUUGGACGAAAAGAAGGGUAGUAACGAGAUGAUCUUGUUUCAUGGUACAAAGGGGGACAAAUUAAAGGAAAUAAAUGAAAGUGGUCUAAACAGGAAUUACGCUGGGAUUAAUGGAACUGCUUUUGGUAAAGGUGUGUAUUUUGCCAGGGAUGCGUCGAUGUCCGUUGGUUAUACUCAACCAGACUCGACAACAUCUAAAAGGUAUAUGUAUGUGGCAAACGUUGCAGUUGGUGAGUACGCAGCCGGUAAAAGUUCAAUGUUGGUACCGCCGCAAAAAAGUAAUAGCAUGCACUGA